UAUAGGUAAUGUUGGUUAAAUCCUCUCCAAAUGUGUUAUUAUUAACUUCCUCGAUAUAAAAUGAAUAUUUCACCCGGCCAACCGUUUGUAACAUAGUCUGUCAAGUUCUUAUCCAACGCCAGCAGCGCGAAUUGAAUAGAUAGAUUUCAACAGUUUGAGGCUAGGCUACAAACGGUUUAUGAUGCGCUGUCCAUGGUGCUAAAAUCGUUUCCUCCGGUUCAGGACUUCAGUCGGAAACUGAGAAUACAUAAAUCCAGUUAAAAUGUCUUCUUCGGCUUAUUAAACUCGUCUAUUACACCGACUUCUUUGAUGUGUUUGUGCAAUUAUCUAUCUUCCUGUGUUGGGUUUGGAGUUGUGCGCGUGAGGUAGCGCCCAAAGGGGUGGAACGAAGCGAAGUUCCGUAUCUCUCUCGUGAGCCAAGCUGCGUACGGGCAGUCUCACAACGCAAUACGCUUACCGGAGAGAGCCAUACAUUUCGUGUUGUUUGUAGCCUGCUGUUUUCUGUUAACGGACUAAAUCGCCGUUGUUUCACAGGGUAGGGACAGUUCCCCAGUAGACUACCGGACGAGAGAUGAAUCAAGCUGCGCGAGGGACUUUGCUGCUCCUGGUCUUGGUGUUGAUAAUGCAAGACUGCUUCUCCUCUAAGGGGGAGGACAGGUUGUUCAGGAGGCUGUUCCGGAGGUACAACCAGUUUAUCAGGCCGGUGGAGAACGUCUCAGACCCCGUCACCGUGGAGUUUGAGGUUUCCAUGUCACAGCUCGUAAAAGUGGAUGAAGUGAAUCAGAUCAUGGAGACAAAUCUGUGGCUGAGACACAUCUGGAAUGACUACAAACUGAGCUGGGCCCCAGUGGAGUUUGAUGGGAUUGAGUUCAUCAGAGUUCCAUCCAACAAGAUCUGGAGACCUGACAUAGUGCUUUAUAACAAUGCGGUGGGAGACUUCCUGGUUGAAGAUAAGACCAAAGCUCUGUUGAAGUUUGACGGUACAGUCACCUGGGUUCCCCCCGCCAUCUUUAAGUCCUCCUGCCCCAUGGACAUCACCUAUUUCCCCUUUGACUACCAGAACUGCUCCAUGAAGUUUGGCUCCUGGACCUACGACAAGGCCAAGAUCGACCUGGUGCUCAUUGGGUCAAAGGUCAACCUCAAAGACUUCUGGGAGAGCGGCGAGUGGGAGAUCAUCGAUGCUCCGGGCUACAAGCACGACAUCAAGUACAACUGUUGCGAGGAGAUCUACCCAGACAUCACCUACUCCUUCUACAUCAGACGCCUGCCUCUCUUUUACACCAUCAACCUCAUCAUCCCCUGUCUCCUCAUCUCUUUUUUAACAGUCCUGGUCUUCUACCUGCCCUCCGACUGCGGAGAGAAGGUGACCCUCUGUAUCUCUGUCCUCCUCUCCCUCACUGUGUUCCUCCUGGUGAUUACUGAGACCAUCCCGUCCACUUCCCUGGUCAUCCCCCUCAUCGGGGAGUACCUCCUCUUCACUAUGAUCUUCGUCACUCUCUCCAUCGUCAUCACCGUGUUCGUCUUGAACGUCCACUACCGUACACCAAUGACCCACACCAUGCCGGGCUGGGUCAGGUCCGUCUUCCUCAGGGUGCUACCCAGAGUCAUGCUGAUGAGACGGCCAAUAGACCAGGACGGCAAGGCCCUCUGUUCAGACAGCGGGGAGGAGAGAGGAGCAGGAGGAGGAGGAGGAGGUAGAGGAGGGAAAGGAGGAAAGAAGAGGAAGAAUAGUCUGACGGGAGGGAACUGCCUGGAGUUCGGAGACAACAAACUGACUGAGGGAGGAUGUGGAGAAAGAGGGGGAAAGAAGUGCCCUUGCCCCUGCCAACAUGGGAAGGAGACCCCAGAGACAACAGAUCCGGGGAAACUGAGCCGCCAGCUGAGUCCUCAGAGCAUCAACACGGUGGUGGCCUUCUCCGUCCUGUCCCCGGAGAUUAAACAGGCCAUCGAGAGCGUCAAGUACAUCGCCGAGAACAUGAGGAGCCGCAACAAGGCCAAAGAGGUGGAGGAUGAUUGGAAGUACGUUGCCAUGGUGAUAGACAGAAUCUUCCUGUGGGUGUUUGUGACAGUGUGCAUCCUCGGAACCCUUGGCCUCUUCCUGCAGCCUGUCAUUGGCUUCCUGUCAUAACCCAGAACCAAUAAGGGCUCACUGACACCGCCGGCCGCCUCGACGUCUCGACCAGUCACCAAUCAGUGUUGUCAGUCCAACGCCACCAAAUGGACUUGUUGGCUUUGUGUUGAAAAUUCUAAAUAAAUAAAUGACACAAUCAUACUGUAUAUAUUGUAGACACCAAGAACCAAUCAACAGUCACCAAUCGGAGUCGCCUGGUAUGAGUCAGAACCAAGAACCAAUCAGAGUCACUGGAUGUGAGUCAUAACCAAUUACCAAUCACAUAAAUCAGGUUUCUGUCGUGAACCAAUCCCGGUUAUUGUGCUAUUGUGUCUCAACCCAUCAGAUUGACAUGACACAGCGCAUUCUUGGAAAAAAACUACAACCAACCAAUCAGAGAUCCCGUUCUUGCCUGGUCAGGCGAUUAGAAUCCAUCCAUGUGAUUUAGAACAUGACAACGUUGUUCUUAUCAAUGUUCUAGAAGGUAUAAUUGGCAAGGCCUCUGUAAAUACAUGCUGGAUUAAAUUAUCCUGAACGGUUUCCAUCCAGAAAUAGCAGCUUCCUCUUCUAUACAGAUAUUAAUUAAUCUAAAGGAUUUCUAUCAUCCGAUUCCAUGGUUAUUCAUUUGUGUUUUUUAUUCAUCCUUUUUAAUUAAGUUUCUCGAUUCAACGAUCUUCUGAAAUACAAUACGUAGAUCAUGCAUGAUGGAUUUAGAAUGGCUUCUUCCCAAUUGGCCAUCUAUACCUCACAUAGUGCAUUGCUUUUGACAGAGCCCUGUGGGCAGCACUAUGCGCCCUGGUCACAAAUAGUGCACUACAUAGGGAAUAGGGUGCCAUUUGGCAUGCAGUCAAUGGUUGACCAGGGCCUCUGCAUCUAUAUAUAAUUACUAAAAGACAAUUCUAUAAUCAUUAUAAUUGUAUUACUAUACAGUACUGUCAGAUUUUAGGAUAACAGUUUUUUUUUUUGUAUGGUUAUUGUCAUUAAUCCAAAGGCUUUUCGUUGUUUGUUUAAUUAGCAAUGCACACCUCGCACUCAAGUGACUGUCACUUUUGUACCGAUGUUUCCUGCUUUCUGUAUAGUAUGGAUGCACUACUUUAUGGAUUUGGAAUAAAUGCAAUAUUUCUCCAAAAAUAUGAAAAGCA
Messenger RNA from Salmo salar (Atlantic salmon), 3252 nucleotides. RefSeq names its product neuronal acetylcholine receptor subunit alpha-3. Gene Ontology annotation, cellular component: postsynaptic membrane. Gene Ontology annotation, biological process: monoatomic ion transmembrane transport. Gene Ontology annotation, molecular function: acetylcholine-gated monoatomic cation-selective channel activity; transmembrane signaling receptor activity. Lineage: Eukaryota; Metazoa; Chordata; Actinopteri; Salmoniformes; Salmonidae. The record is from RefSeq and is a predicted model, not a curated record.